Messenger RNA from Paramecium tetraurelia, 1374 nucleotides. RefSeq lists its product as uncharacterized. The transcript is spliced from 4 exons. The record is from RefSeq and is a predicted model, not a curated record. Lineage: Eukaryota; Ciliophora; Oligohymenophorea; Peniculida; Parameciidae. Gene Ontology annotation, biological process: protein phosphorylation. Gene Ontology annotation, molecular function: protein kinase activity; ATP binding.
AUGUAAUAAUAAGGACAAGGUAGUACCAUUUAAGAUUUCAAUGUCCUCGAGAAACUUGGAGAAGGAUCCUUCUCUUCUGUUUACAAGGUAUAAAGGAAAUCAGAUGGUCAAUAUUACGCUAUGAAAAAAGUCGUUAUAUCUCAACAGUCUUAUAAGGAGAGAGAGAACGCCUUAAAUGAAAUUCGUAUACUGGCUUCACUUGAUUCUCCUUAUAUCGUCGAAUUCAAGGAUUCCUUUCUGGAUUCUGAAGGAAAAACACUGUAUGUAAUAAUGGAAUUUGCAUCUGGCGGAGACCUAAAUAGUUUGUUGAAGCAAGGCAAGAUCAAAGGAGGAGUGGAAGAGGCUGAAAUAUGGAAAGUCUUAACUUAAAUAACUAUAGGAGUUAAAGUGUUGCAUGACAACAACAUCUUGCAUCGAGAUUUAAAAUUGGCAAAUGUCUUUAUUGGUAAAUCUCCAGAAGGAAACAUAUACAAAAUUGGAGAUCUUAAUAUCAGCAAAGUCACUCAUGGAGCCAAUGCUCGAACCUAAGCAGGAACCCCAUAUUACGCAUCUCCAGAAGUCUGGAAAGGAGAACAGUAUUCUUGGCCAUGCGAUAUCUGGUCUAUUGGUUGCAUCAUCUAUGAACUAGCAGCCUAGUAACCUCCAUUUAGAGCAGCUGAUCUUCAAUCCCUUAGUAGAAGAAUUCAGACUGGUGUUUAUGAUCCGAUUCCAGGCAAAUACAGCAAAGAUUUAUCUGAAGUUAUUAAAUUGUUGUUGCAGGUCAAUCCUCGCAGCAGACCAAGUUGUGAUACAAUUCUAAAAAACCCUUUAGUUAUAAAAAAGAGUGGUGCUUUAUUAGUUGAGGAGGAAGUUGGAGGCAAAAAAAUGGCUAAACUCUUGCAAACCAUUAAAUUACCAUACAAUUUAAAAUAAUUGAAAGGCAAUCUUCCUAAGGCUAACUAUGAGAAUAAAAUCAAAAGAUCAAAUUCAUAAUCUGGAAUCAGAGUGAAUACUGAUAUCAGCUAAACUCCUUAACCUAUUAGAAAACAACCUGAAGAUGUAAAGCCUCCUCAACAAUUGUAAAGACCUCCCUAACCAUAACCAUAAUCGUAAUAAGUUAACAAGCCUCCUCUUUUAAAACCUCCCAUGGCUUAACCACCAAAACCAUAACAAGUUCAGACUCCUCAAUAACUUUAUAGCAAAGUUUAAUAAUAGGAAUAGAGAUUACUUGGACAAUAAAAAUAUCCCUAUGUUCCAUAUUAACAAUAAUAAUAGAUUACUCCUAGAGAUUCUUCUCCAAGACGAGGCUAAUACCAGAAUUAAUAUAAUAUGGUUGCUGGUAUGCCCUCUGGGAUGAGAAGACAGAAUAGUGCUGGCCCUAUUGGAAGAAGAUGA